CUCAAAUACCAGAUGCCAGUUUGAUGGCUAGCUUCGUUAUCUGCGUUUGAAUUAUGUCGAAACCUUGAUUGCGUUCGGCCCACUUCCCCAAGUCUCGGGCGAAAUUCUGUCGCGCCUCACCUCGAAAUCCCUUUCCAAAACACUCCUUGCGCUACCGCUGAGUGCGAGCGACAUCCAGACGAGCGUCUUAUUGCAUCUGUUUACGAGGACUCUAGUGGAAUAGCACGUAGAACGUAUCAACAUGCCAGGCCUCAUAGACACACCAAUCGCUGAGUCAGGUCGCAAUUCGCCUAAGCCUGCACCUGCGAAGAUAUGGACUCUCAGCGAGCCACCCUUUGAAGGCUAUAAAGCGCCAGACCCCCAGGGCUACGAGCACAGUAAUCGCGAUACGGCUAUAGUCAUAGACCAAGGAUCUUCAAACGUACGCGCCGGUUGGUCAUUUGACUUGAAACCCCGUAUCACGAUACCACCCCUUUGGGCGCGAUACAAGGACAGAAAGCUGAAUCGUUACUUCACAUUCGUCGGCUCGGAUGUGUACGCGGAUGGUACAGCAAGAGGACAAGCCAAGAACAUAUAUGAGCCAGGCAACAAUAUCGUGAACAACUGGGAUGCAGUAGAAGGUGUUCUCGACUAUAUCUUCAUAAAACUUGGAAUUGACGGCGAUUCGAGUACGGGCAUUGAGCGACCGAUUGUCAUGACUGAGCCUGUGGCCAAUUUAGGAUAUACAAGAAGAACCAUGUCGGAGAUCUUGUUCGAAUGCUACGGGGCUACAUCCGUUGCUUACGGAAUCGACUCACUCUUCUCGUAUAAAUACAACAAAGGAAAGACUGGCCUCGUGAUAUCUUCUUCAUACACUUCGACCCACCUCAUACCAGUGGUCAACUCCAAAGCCAUGCUUACGCACGCCACAAGGCUGAAUUGGGGUCGGCAACAAAGUGCAGACUAUCUGCUUAAGUUGCUUAGACUGAAGUACCCCACAUUUCCUGGCAAAAUUACUGAUCCGCAAGCUGAAGACCUUGUACGAGAUCAUUGCUACAUCGCUCAAGAUUAUCAGGAUGAGAUUUGCCAUUUUCUCGAUUGGACGGGACUAGAGGAUCGAGAUCAUGUCAUACAACACCCUUUCACCGAACAAAUUGUAGUCCAAAAAACAGAGGAGGAGCUAGCACAGAUUGCAGAACGUAAGAAAGAGAGUGGAAGACGUCUGCAAGAGCAAGCAGCGAAGAUGCGUCUAAAGAAACUGAUGGACAAGGAACAAGAACUUGAGUACUAUAAGCAACUGCGGAAUAGGCUUGCAGAUCUACCAAAGAAGCAAGUCAGGCAAUUGUUAGAAGCCGAGGAUUUCGAUGAUGAAAGUCAACUCGAAAAGCGGAUUCGUGAUUUAGAUAAGGCAAUAACCAAAGCACGGAAGAAGGACCUGGGCGAGGAGGUAGAGGAAGAGCAAGCAGAGCCACCUACUUUCCCUCUCCUAGACAUCGAUGAUGCAGAGCUGGACGAAGAGCAGAAAAAGGAGAAAAAACAGCAACGACUGAUGAAGUCAAAUUACGAGGCGCGACAGCGAGCCAAAGCCGAGAAAGAGAGGGAGAAGGCUCGGAUAGCAGAGGAGGAGCGAUUAGAUAACGAACGAAGAGAAAACGACCUUGAGGGCUGGGUCGACGAGAGGAGGCAAGCAAGACAGGAGCUCUUGCAGCGCAUAAAGGAACGAGAUCGCCUGAAAGCUGAUCUAGGAAAUCGCAAAUCUCUGGCUAACCAGAUGCGCAUGAAGACUAUUGCAAACUUGGCGUCGGAGAACACUUCGAAAAAGAGACGCCGCGGUGGUGACGAUGAUACUUUUGGUGCCGACGAUGCAGACUGGGCUGUCUACCGCCAAGUGCAGACGGGGGAUCAAAGUGACGACGAUGAAGAGGAGGAUCUCGAUGCUCAGCUCAAGAACCUCGAAGGCCAGCUGUUGAAAUUCGAUCCGAAUUUCACGGAGGACAGCACACGGGAGGCGCAGCUUGACUGGACAAAGAGCCUUGUACACGCCUUCCUGCGAGGACCAUGGCCCUUCAACCCGGAAAGCCAGCGGGAACUGAAUCAAGUUCACCUUAACGUUGAGCGAAUACGGGUGCCAGAGGUGGUGUUCCAGCCUUCGAUCGCAGGACUGGAUCAAGCCGGGGUUGUCGAAAUUGCUACUGGUAUUCUCAACGAGCGAUUAGUCGACGCGCCGUAUAGGGGCGACAUGCUCAAGGAUAUCUUCUUGACGGGCGGCAACACGUUGUUCCAAGGAUUUGAGGAAAGGUUGCGAAAGGAGCUCAUGGCUGUAUUAGCACAGGGAGAACACUUUAACGUUCGGGCGGCGAAGGACCCGGUUCUGGACGCAUGGCGAGGAGCUGCGAAGUGGGCUGGAGAGGCCGGAUCGAAGCAGAGCUUUGUCACGAGAGCGGAAUGGAUGGAGAAAGGUGGUGAAUACAUCAAGGAGCAUGAUUACGGCAACAUUCCUCUGUAACGAGCACGAAGCGGUAAUCGGCAUGGUUUAUCUCUGCGAUCUAACCUCAAGGCUCUGUGCAAAUUCGUUCCCAAUCAAGUGAAUGUUCAGAUAUGAGCUUUUAAAAUUUGAUCGUGACAACAUCCGC
Verruconis gallopava is the source of this 2612-nucleotide messenger RNA. RefSeq lists its product as uncharacterized. Gene Ontology annotation, biological process: regulation of DNA-templated transcription. NCBI's taxonomy places the organism in Eukaryota, Fungi, Ascomycota, Dothideomycetes, Venturiales, Sympoventuriaceae. The transcript is spliced from 3 exons. The record is from RefSeq and is a predicted model, not a curated record. Gene Ontology annotation, cellular component: cytoplasm; Ino80 complex. The coding region runs from base 242 to 2485 and encodes 747 amino acids.